AUGGAUACAUUAAAGUGGUUAUCGGCAUUGUUUUGGGAUGAACGCUGGUGGCUUCCUAAUGGAGUGAAGUGGGCUGACGUGACCAAUGGACCGGACAAAACUGUGUUACAUCCUGAUAUAACUGACUUUUAUUAUGUUAUACCUUUGGCGAUUGGCUUACUCGUCCUAAGGUAUAUAUUGAACAUAUACUGUUUUAUACCUCUCGGCCUAGCUCUAGGCAUUCCUAACAAGAAGAAGAGAAAUCUCCAACACAUACCUGCGUUAGAGUCUGCAUAUAGGAAGAAUGCCCUCAACAAAGAUACUACGGCUCUCGCCAAACAGUUGGACAUGUCAGAACGCCAAGUGGAGCGAUGGUGGCGCCUCCGCCGCAACCAGGAUAAAACUUCGAGCCUCACAAAAUUCUGUGAACAUGCAUGGAAGACUUUCUACCUCUCCUUUAGUACACCCACAGUUUACUACAUAGUGUGGGACAAAGAUUGGUUCUGGGACCUCGAUAAGUGUUACACUAAUUUCGGAAAACAUGAACUAACGAUGGAUAUUUAUUGGUUCUACCUGGUGACAAUGGCGUACAUGAUUGCUUUGACGAUCACCUAUUUCUAUGACGUGAAACGCAAGGACUUUUGGGGAAUGUUCGCACAUCACAUAGUAACAAUCUUGUUACUGUGUAUCAGCUGGAUUAUAAAUGCUUUCAGGAUCGGGAUAGUGGUCAUAGUGUUGUUGGACCUCACUGAAAUUUGGCUUGAGUUUGUGAAAGCCAUAAGAAGAGCAUAUUUCGAGAAAUUGGCGACAUCUCUUUUUAUUGGAUUUGUGCCUGUGUGGUUCUAUACAAGGAUGUAUUUGUUCCCGCUGUACUUGUAUAGCACAUCAAUCCGUUCAAUGGUAUUUUGGGGACAUAUCGUCGCUUUAUACGUAGUGAAUGCAAUGCUGUUUGUACUGUUCUUCCUAUGUGUGUACUGGUCGGUACUGAUAGUCAAAGUUGUAUUCAAUACCUUAAGUUCUGGGGUCCCCCGAGACGUGAGAAGUUCCAGUUCAGAAGUCACUGACGCUGAGGAAGUCGACAAACUGCUAGUUUCAAACAGUAGAUAA
Spodoptera littoralis (African cotton leafworm) is the source of this 1086-nucleotide messenger RNA. The record is from the annotation of a GenBank genome assembly. Lineage: Eukaryota; Metazoa; Arthropoda; Insecta; Lepidoptera; Noctuidae.